GUCAGAGAUUUCCAAAACAAACAAAAAAAUGGAGAAAAGGCUCCGGUCAUCUCUCAAGACAUCCUCCGAAGAAUUCCUCUCAUCCGCCGUCAAAUUAACCCUUAAAUCCUCAAAACCCUCACUAAAAACCAUCAUCAACGCCGUCAAACCUUCCUCUGACCUCUCAUCUUCUCUCCCACUCGCUCUUCACAACUCCAUCCUCCACCACACAGAAUCCUUCCAAAAACUCCUCGACGAAGUUAAUAACAACAAUACCUAUAUCCCUUCUCCUUCCAAUUCGCCUCCAACGAAACGACACCGUGGUACCACCGGAACCUCACCAGAUUCGGAUUUGGAUCAACGUAAGCAUCAGAUCCUUGCUUCUCUUCAGAUUCUCUCUUAUGUUCUUCAUUUAUGUCUUUUAAAUCCGAAGAAUGCGUUUCCUACUUCCGAUUUACUUCCCGCUGCUCAAGCUUUGCAUAAUAAUCUUAGAUUGUUCGAAUCGGAUUCGGUUUUGUGUCUUGAGAUUGCUGGAGUUUGUGAGUGUUGGUGGAAGGAAGGUUUAGUGGGAAGAGAAUCUUUGAUUUCUCAGUCGUUACCGUUUUUGCUAUCGAGGUCAUUGACAUUGAAGAAGAAAGUUGAUGUUCAUAGAGUUUAUAUGCUUAGAGAAGCUUUUACAUUGUUUGAUUUUGAGGAUGAGAGUAUAGAAGAUCUUAGGAUGUUGCUUAUGCGGUGUGUUGUUUCGCCGUUGUAUGUGAAGACUGAAGAUGGUCAGAGAUUUGUUUCUUUUGCUUUCGGGCUUAGUCGACAGUUGAUGAAAUCUGGUCUUGCUGUUGUUAAGGCUCAGAUUCCUUUGGGGAGCAAAUCUGUGCUUGAAGGUUUUGGUGGGAUUUUGUUUAGAGCUUGGAAAGAAGUGGAGUUAGAUUUAAAAGGUGAGAUUGAAGAUGGGUUUUUGCAGGGGAUUAUUGAUAGUGCUAUUCACGCUAGUUCGUCCGCCUUUGCUGCCUCGUUAAGGAGGGUUUUAGGCGGGUUUAUUAGUCAGCGGACCUCUCAAGGUGUUGAGAAGCUUCUCUUUACUCUUGCUGAGCCUAUGAUAUUUCGCUCGUUACAGGUUGCAAAUUCAAAUGUUCGUUUAAAUGCUUUACAUUUGCUUCUGGAUCUUUUCCCCAUGGAGGAUCCAGAUGCAACAAAAGAAGCAAAAGAUACUCUGCUUGACAAACAGUUCUACUUGUUGGAAAAAUUAUUGAGUGAUGAAUGCCCAGAUGUGAGGUCUGUUGCUGUGGAAGGUCUCUCUCGAGUUUUCUAUCUUUUCUGGGAAGUGAUCCCAUCAGCAACAAUUACCAAGGUCCUCACGAAAAUUUUCGAUGAUAUGUCACAUGAAUCGUGCAGUGAGGUUAGACUUUCAACGGUUAAUGGUAUAACUUAUCUCCUCGCGAACCCACAAUCCCAUGGCAUUCUUAAAGUGAUUCUGCCAAGACUGGGGCAUUUGAUGCUAGAUAGUGUUACUUCAGUACGCGUUGCAAUGGUAGAUCUACUGCUUCUUAUACGAGAUGUUCGCGCUUUCCAGUUUAACACGGUAGUGAGCUUGGAUGUGUUAUUAUCUGUGCUUGCCUCUGAUCAGACUCAUGUUGCUAAGGGAAUCGCUCGACUGCUAAUACCAUCAUACUUUCCAUCACGAAAGAGAGCUGAGGAGGCAUGCCAGCGAUGUAGGACACUCAUAAACAGAAACCCAAAGGCUGGUGCAAGAUUUUGCGAAUUUUUAGUAUCUCUAGGAGCAACCGUUAAAUCUGUACUGCACCUUGUUGGAUUCUUCUUGAAUUCAGUUUUGUCAGGUGAUAAGCUAUUGGAGAAUCAGACUGAAGGCUUGCUUCGUGCUGCGUACUAUCUCUGUAAAGAUUUGGUUGCUGAUUCUGGGUGUAUGGCCUCCCUGAAAGAGUUGUUACCUGGAGAAAAAUUGAAAAGCUUGCUAGCUUUCGCACCCACUGCACAGGCUCAGUCAUCUGUCAUUGAUAUAAUCACUAUGGUCUCCCCUGAUAUUGUCUCUGAAGUCCUUGAAGAUUGCAUGAAUUUAGUUGUUAAUUGUGGUGGUUUGCCUAGUGAUGCAGGACGACAGACGGAGUUGAGAUCUGUACACAAGUUACUCCUGUCUUCUAAUGCCUUUUGUGACCUCAUUGGAACUUUUACCAGUAUCAUGCAGAAGACUGCGUACCGUUGUCAAAUCAAUUUUGGCUAUGAAGUAGAAAGAAAGAAUUUACAGUCCAUGAAGAGGAAGAAAUCAAAAUCCUCUGGAAAAUCUUCGGUAAGGUGGAAACAUGUUAGCGGAAAAAAUGCAAUCAGUUUCGAGGAAGAUUAUUUGGUUGCUGUAGGAAUAGCAUGGCAAAUAAAGGAUUUACUCACUACCGAAGAUGCACGUAAAUCUAUACUGGAGUCUGAUAUUGAGGAGCUGCUCCUUUCCUUAAAAGUCGUCUCACACACUAGCAUUUUGCAAGCCACUUGUUGUGAAUACAUGGACGUGAAUCCAGAUAUUAUGGACCAAACAAUGGAUCACAUCCUAGUCUGUACAGAUGAACUAUUUCAGGCAGGUGACAUUGGAACGCCAGGCACCACAUCUCCAGAGGCUAACCUUAGCAAGAAACCGACUACAAGUAACGGCAACCAACCAAAACGAAGAAAUAGAAAUGCUCGUGAUGAUGCUUCUGAAGGAUCAAAGGAAGGAGGUGUACUGAACAAGGUCAAAAUGCUAACUGCGAUUUUCAAGUUUUUUGUUGAGUCUACAGAGAUGGGUCUAGCUUCCAACUUUCAAGCAAGUAUGUUUAAGUUUUCAUCUGCGUAUCUAAAGUAUGUCAUCUCCAUUUUCAACGACCAUUCAACCGGUAAGUUAGAAUUUGAGGACGCUGAUAUGAAGGAAAUGAUUCUGUGUACAAAAAGCUCCACCAGUUAUGCCGGAAAGUUCAUAAACCUAGUGAUGAGACAUGCAACCGAAGCUUCACGCCCUUUGUUUGAAUCAUUUGACCUUGCAAAUGACCUGCUUGAUCUCUUCACCAUGGUUGAGAAAUCGUUAGGCUCGGCUUAUGCAUCAAGAAUUGUGUCAGCUUUAAACCCUUGGAUUCCAGAUUUGGUUCUUGCACUAGGACCUUGUUUCAUCAACAACGACAGCGAAGAAAGUUCAUACACCAGCUCAUUCAACCACAUCAAACUCUGCUUUCCUUCAUGGCUUCUUACAUGUGCGAAGAUCGAACUACAUGAAAUUAACAAAGAAGAUGUGACUGAGACCUCGGGUUUCCUGGCAUUAAAAAAACUGAGAAACACUAUAUUUACAUUGGUGAAAGGUAACACCAAGGUGUUAGAUGCAAUUGGUUAUGUUCUUUUGUUAUGUUUGGCAGUCUGUAUAGAGAAGAGGGAUUACAGUACGGCUCUCGGGUUGCUACACUUGGUAUGUGUGAAGUUGGUAGGUAGUGAAGAUAGAGAGUGGAAAGAGCUGGACACAAUGUUGGUCUUACUUCCGAGAAUUUACCCGAUAAUAGAGCGAGAGAUUGGUGAAGGAAGAGAUGAAGAUGAAGUGAAGACGCUGGAGGCUGCAAGAGAACUGCUUCAACCUGUGUGGAUGUACCAUGUCUACGAAACCGGAAGGUUCCACAUGAUGGAUGAGGAAGAAGAAUAGAUAAGAAUGUAACAUUAUUCGAGAGCAGUACUGUAUUAUGAGUUACUGCUGAAGCAUGUAAAUAUGAGUUAAUCCAUGACAAUCACUUCCGAGAGUUUACCAGAUAACAUGAGCUAAUUCAUGGUAUUUAUUGUUUAUAGAAACUACCUUAGACA
This is a messenger RNA of Arabidopsis thaliana (thale cress), 3795 nucleotides long. It is a transcript of the gene HEB1, whose product is annotated as ARM repeat superfamily protein. Bases 29 to 3640 code for a protein of 1203 amino acids. NCBI's taxonomy places the organism in Eukaryota, Viridiplantae, Streptophyta, Magnoliopsida, Brassicales, Brassicaceae. The record is from RefSeq and is marked reviewed. The transcript has 5 exons. Gene Ontology annotation, cellular component: nucleus.